Molecule: messenger RNA, 6018 nt
Organism: Danio rerio (zebrafish)
Lineage: Eukaryota; Metazoa; Chordata; Actinopteri; Cypriniformes; Danionidae
Source: RefSeq, a predicted model, not a curated record
CAGUGAGAGCAGGUAAACAUAUGGCUGAAACAGAAAGAGACAGAAACAGGGGGAAACGACAGGAAUAUUUUUGAACAGUGAGAACAAAACAUGGGACAAAGGAGGGAGAAGGUGUCAAUGACAGAGAGGAAAAGAGAGAGGGGGGCGAGCCAGCAAACGAGAUACGCUCAUUCGCUCACGAGACAAACUGAGUGAGAGAGAGAGAGAGAGAGAGAGAGAGGGAGAGGGAGGGAGGGAGAAAGAGAGAAGGAGCGCAAGCAACUAUCAUUCGUUCCUGACUCCACACGGGAACACACCAUCCCUGGAACACGGCUGGGAACGGAGGAACGGGAAUGCACUGGGACGAAAAAACUGAGGAGAAUAAAGAUUACCUGCCAUCUGUUGGUCUUCCUCACUCAUCUGUCAUCAUCCACUGUCACUUUUUCUCUUUUUUUUCUGAGGAGAACUUCUUCAGAGCCUCCAGUGAAAACACAUACAUAUAGAGAUAUAUCUAUAACAAUCCUAUACAUAUAUCAAUAUACAGUAUGCCUGUUUUCAUAAACAGCGUAUGGGGGACCGAACUGAGCAGAAGGAAGACACCCUGAUCGUGAAAAACAACAAAAUCAUCUGGAGGACUGAAGAACAACAGAUAUUCCUCUGAGAACUGAACAGUGCUAAAAGCUGAGAAUGACUUGUGGAAUACCUCCAAACUGUAGUGUGAGGCAUCUUUUCCUCUCUGGCGUCACACAAUGUUCAGUGGGACAAAGAUUACGGAUAAGGCUUGAGUCUAACGGCGUGAUUCCUUCAGGCUUCUGAGUUGGAAUUACACCAAGUGCUGUUAUUUUUUUUUUCUUGGGCCACGAAACAGUUUGUCUUGGGGUGAGAUCCUCGAAUUUGGAGUCUCUCCAAAGGGGAGGAAUCUUGCUCUCUCUCGCUCUCUCCCUGUAGUGAUGACAACAGCGAGCGUGUUGUGUGCUGAAGUGCUCUCCGUCUCACUCCCUGAUGGGGGCUGCUUUUCCUGUAUCAGCUCGCCGGACAACAAGUCAGCAUUAAACCUGCUCUAAACUUGGAGACAGAACACCUCAGCAAAUUUGGUUCAAUUUAACUAAACUCCACUGGUUUUAACUGUCCCCUGUGGCGCUGUUGCAUCCUGGAAUACACAUUGAGGGAUUACUCGAAGAGGAUCAUGGCAUCCUCACACCUGUUUUUCAAUUCGUUGACUGCAGUUUUGCUGUUGAGCUAUGUUUCCUAUGGUCAAAAAUCCAACACUGCCACCACAGGUGUGCAAGCCACCAACCGGACGGCUGCGCCGUCUGGCGCCCCUGAGGUCACGCUUGCGACCCCGGGAUCAGAACCGGAAGAAAUUCCAGCAGCCGGGAGCCGUUGCUGGGGUUACUAUGACGUGAUGGGCCAAUGGGAUCCCCCGUUUAACUGUAACGCAGGAAUCUACCUGUUCUGCUGCGGCUCCUGCUACUAUCGAUUUUGCUGCCAGUUUAAGGUCCACAGUCUGGAUCAGACGUCUUGUUCUAACUAUGACACUCCGGUGUGGGCAAAUACAGGCAAGCCGGCGGCUCCGGUGACCGAUGUCCAGGAGGAACCAGAUCGAGAUCGCACUCACAUGAUCGUUUAUAUAAUAUGUGGAGUGGUAGCCAUCAUGGUGCUGGUCGGGAUCUUCACAAAACUGGGCCUGGAAAAAAGCCAAGGAGGACAGACGGACAUGACCAACUCCAGGGCCCUGACGGAGCUGUUGAAGCAGCCAGGCGAGGACGGAGGUGUGGACAGAGGCGGAGGACACCACCCUAUCGGCUCCAACGGCAUCUCCGGCAGGUCAAUGCGCACCAACAACGAGCACAAUCACCUGAAUAACGUCACGCUUCCUCCUUUGAGUCCCGCAAUGACCCUUUCUCAGCCACACAACAACCUGGGCUUCAACAAAUACUCCUCUCUGAAGACCAUGGAUACUACAGCCAGGGAUUACUACCCCAAGAGCUACCCCAUGAUGGAUUACGCACACCGCCAGUCCUCGUCUGCAACCUUCCAGCCAAUCGUUUUCCACCCAAAAGAUAAGCCCUUCCUUCCUCCUCCAGAUAUCCAUACUCCUUUGGCUAUCACCAUUACAUCUGCUCAAGUCCCCAAGCCCAAGAUCUCCAAGACCAACACUCACCCACUCACCUCAAGCUCGGCCUUCAAGGCCUGGGACCCCAACAAGAGCCAUGUCCAACAUCAAGUCCCUCUCAUGGCGCAGCCACCGCUGUCCCAGCCUAACAGUCGGCGUCAGGCCUUCUCCAACAAGCGGCAGUUUAGCAUCGAGACUCUUCCGGAACUGUUCACGCAGCCUCUGGGGUAUGGGCAGUCUCCACAUCUCCACCUGAAACAUAAGGGUCUGCCCACAAACAGCAAAACAGAGGUGACAGUCUGAGGGGAAGCCUGGGAAGGACACAAACACAAGAAAGCAUGAUUUCGAUUAGACAUUGCUACUGGAUGUUGAAGCUUCUACACAUGCAAUUAUAUUUAUAGUAUGUUUCCUACUUUUAUUUAAUUUGGAUUAGAUUUAUAAUUACCAGAGUAACGAAGGGGAAAGCACUGCAUGGUCUUGUUUCCAAUUCUUGAUGGGCCUUGAAUCCCCGGUGAUCGUACUUUCCCCUAAAAAUCUGGCCUGUUGUACUCCUGGCAUUCAAAUGUCUUUUGUGGUUGGGACCCAUGUGUCCAAUAGCAAAGGGCAGGAGCCUGGCACCUCAGGAGUCUUCACACCCUUCUGGACAAGGCCAUUGUGCUGUCAACUUCCAUCAGCCAAGAGCUGCCACAGAGCGAGAUAUUAUUCCGACAAUUCUAGACCACUGAGGACAAAGUACAGCAAGGAAACAUAAGGAAGAGGACAGUGAGAAAUCCAGGUGUCCCGUGAGGGAAGAAUAAGACAUUCGUGAUGUACAGGUUCUUGUUAUUUCAGCCAACGAAUAAGGGUCUAGGUAAAGUUGGUUUGUGCUGCAAAACUUGUCCAGGGAGCAAACCACCAACAUCAAAUCUAUUCUGGCUGCUUCUAUUUCAAACUCUUGUUCGAGACAAGCCACAGGUAAAGACAAGGUCAAUGAGCAAGUCUCUAUUACUGACAGACCUCAAGAGAGACAUUUCAGGGGACAAAAGUCGCCCGCAGGUGCCAUAGUGACGGAGGAGCACACAUCUAGGAGAACAAGUCCUGCAAUGUCAUAAGUAGCACUGCCAAAGCAACUUUGCUAAACUGGCCUAUGUGUAUUUUUUGCAAUAUCUGUCAAACAGCCUGCUUCUUUUGAAUACUUCUGAAUGUAAAUAACUAUCCUUUUGGUCGAAGCAAGAACCUAUUAAUCCAAUGGUUUGUUGGCCAAGUCUAGCAUGUAGCAGCAAAACCCUAUUGUAGCAUCCUGAUGCACACAACAUGGAAAAUCACUAAAUGUGGUUGUGGGCAUUGGUUUAAGACUAAAAGAGUUCAGGUGUUUCUGGACCUGAAGAGGAAAAUACCAAGGAAAAUGGUAGCAAUACUAGGCCUAUCUGUCCUCUCUUGCCUUGGGGCAAAUGACUGAUGGACACAGCUGUCAACCUCACUCCCUCUCUGCCGCUCCAAGCUGUUCCCAGCCAGGCGUUUGGCUGCCACACUGCCACCAAACAGCAGGGGGCGCUGUAAUUGAUGACAGCACACUUUGAAUACAGCAGAUCAAAAAGUUCUUGUCUUCUCAUCUACAAUGAACAUGUUGUUUUGCUCAAAAGACAGAGGCUACACCACGUAACAAAAUUUGGAUAUUUUUAUGCACUAUGACGUGACCUCUUAUACCUUUAUGUGACAACAAAACAUCUGUGUACAGAGCAAACAGCUGUGUCUAAAAAGUAGCACACUUUAUUUGAACAGCCUUGUGCAAUUUUACGGGCCGAUGACAUCUAAUGUACAAGCCACCUAGGGACUAUUAAAGAGUGUGAAAUGUUCAGAGUUCAACGGAACUGCUGCUCAGGGCUGCUUGCAAAUAAAAAAGCAGAUCUGUGAGAGGCAGAGAAGGAUUACUGAACUCAGAAAGAGGCGGAACUGCUCUCAUAACAGUACAAAGCGUCCUUUUCUGAGCACUAGAUUGCAUUAUAGUCACUGCAGUACACGUUACAGCAGUUGGGCCUGUAAUGAACUAUAAAGAAAGGAUGAGAAAAGAACAAAGGAAGUGUCUUGCUCUCUCUCUAUCCUCACACCAGCUUCAUUUUGGAGGUAAUUUGUACUUCUGGACCAACUCCAGGGACAACGGCUCCAAAAAUAUGACAACAAAUACAGUUACAGCAUGUUCCUAGAUGGCUAUUUUCAACCAUCAAACUGAUGCGAGGAUGUAUCAACAUGCUCUCAUGGGUCAGCUUCGAGUCAAACUAUCCUGAGCAACAGUGAUGCUUCUUUCUGUCUCGGUAGCAAUGCCCCCAGGGUGUCAUUGGGUUUCAGGGGCAAACCCGGGAGGACAGACGCAGCUGUCAGACUCUCCUGGCAGGGAGAUGUCAAGCGAUGCCAAGGUGAGCCAGCAACACAGUCCUCUGCCUGAAAUGGAGCCACUUUGUCGGCCAGGAGGUCAUAGAGUCUCUCUUUGAGGAAUGCUAGAAAAGAGCGAGUAGAGAAGUUCUAAUUGUUGUUAAAACCACAUCGGCAAGGAUGGAUUCAAAUUUCCACCGAAUCACAUGGAAUAAACUUUGUAGAAAACAUAUUUUGAGCACUGGAUUGGUAAGUUAAUUACAUCACUGCACAGGUUAAAGAUGAAAAAGUGUAAUCAAAUGAGCGCAUUCACACAUACAAACAAACAAAAGGUGUAAAUAUCUGCUUCCGAGAUCCUUCGGUGUGAAGACUAUUUGUUGGUUAUUAUAAACCACCCGAAUAAGCUGAAUGACUGUUGUUGCAGACUUCUUCUGUUCUACCUGUGAUGUGAAUGCCACCGGGUAGCAUUUUAUCUUUAGCAAUACAUAAUGUAUUUUUACUGUUUAUGUACCAUUUGUCUCUUUUGUACGGUAAGCGUAACUGGAAUCAGAGUCGAGCCUGCCGCAGUUGACAACCAUUUGACAAAGAUGAAGUGCUUCCGAAUUUUAACGCCCUCCCUUACUAACUUAAAAGAUGUCUUGCCAUAUUUGAAGCUUGCGCUAUAUGUAAAAAGCAUUCGCUUUAUUUAAUAAUUUUUGAAAGAUGUAUUAUAACCAAUGCUUGAAUGACAUGUUAGUUGCCAGUCCAGAAACAUGUAAUACGUAUAUUGGAGAAUCACUUUGUUCCCAUUUGUUUGGUGGCUCCAUUCGUCUGGUGGUACGUUUGAUUGGUCUAAUCUUAUGCACUAUUCUAAGCUGUACCUUUUGUGUAUGUAUAAUUAGGAGGAAUUUUUACUAAGGGCUUUUAAAGAGGUCUAUGCUCUUAACAGAAGUUUUUGCCCCAUGUUGAAUAUGGAAAUUGUUAGUGUUUUCGAACGCAAUGACAGGGAGUAGACUUGCUUGUGUCGGAGUGGAGUUUUCAAGGGUUCACAUUUCAGCAAUGCUCAGCGCUUUGGUGAAAAAAAUGUUGUACAACAACACACUCUUGUGUUGUGUAUUACAGGGUAUGCUUACAUGACACUUUCAAGUGCAAAAGUUGUGUUUUGGCAGAAAACGUAAGCUCUCUUGUCCAUAUACAACUAUAAAAAUGUAAUUUUGUGAAAAUAGUGACAUAAUUUGCUUAUGUUUUACAUGUCCAGUCAUGUACGCGUCUAACUACCAAAAAUAUAACAGUGGUCAUACACUACCUAACAGAAGGCUUGUCAUUGGUCCCAGUUGUAAGCAUCAAAUAAUAACCUGACUUCUAAUCAAUGAGGUAGAUUUUUUAGAUGAAUCAACUGUUGAACUGUAUCACAACGACUACAGAAGACCUAUUAGUACCCACAAAGUCCCAAGAUUCUCACAGACAUCAGCCAAGAUUGGUGAAGGAAAAGUCAUGAUUUGGGGUUUCAUUAAAUAUGAGGCAUGUAAGAAAUCUGCAGAGUGGAUGGCAACAUCAACAGCCUGAGGUAUCAAGACAAUUGUGCUGACAUUACA